Messenger RNA from Eublepharis macularius, 2540 nucleotides. RefSeq names its product glucuronidase beta (gene GUSB). NCBI's taxonomy places the organism in Eukaryota, Metazoa, Chordata, Lepidosauria, Squamata, Eublepharidae. The record is from RefSeq and is a predicted model, not a curated record. Gene Ontology annotation, biological process: carbohydrate metabolic process; glucuronoside catabolic process. The coding region runs from base 20 to 1966 and encodes 648 amino acids. Gene Ontology annotation, molecular function: beta-glucuronidase activity; carbohydrate binding. The transcript has 12 exons.
UGAUCGGUGCUGCAGAAGCAUGGAUUUGCUGGCGGGUGUUGUGUGCCUGGUCCUGGCAUGGAGCCCCGGUCUUGCCCUGGAAGGAGGGAUGCUCUACCCCCGGGAAUCGCCCUCGAGGGAGCUCAAGGACCUUGGGGGCCUCUGGAGUUUCCGAGCCGACUGGUCGGAGCGAAGGGAUGCGGGGUUUGUGCAGCGGUGGUACAAGCAGCCCCUAAGGCAGACUGGGCCAGUGAUUGACAUGCCAGUCCCUGCAAGCUUCAACGAGAUCACUCAGGAUCCAAAUUUACGGAAGUACAUCGGCUGGGUUUGGUAUGAGAAGGAGGUGCUCCCGCCUGCCCGCUGGCUCCUGAAUGAGGCUAGGACGCGUGUGGUGCUUCGGAUUGGCAGCGCACACUACUAUUCCAUUGUAUGGGUCAACGGGGUACAGGUGACGGAACACGAGGGUGGCCACCUCCCCUUUGAAGCGGAGAUCAGCAGCCUCCUCCAGCCUGCCCAACCAUGUCGCAUCACCAUCGCUGUCAACAACACCCUGACACCCCACACGCUGCCUCCGGGGACUAUUCAGUAUUUCAAUGAUGAGUCCAUGUAUCCCAAAGGCUACUUUGUUCAAAACACAAGGUUUGAUUUCUUUAACUACGCUGGGAUCCACCGCCCGGUCAUCCUGUAUACCACACCCUCAGCCUACAUAGAUGACAUCACAGUAACCACGGAUCUGGCAGAAAACAUUGGUUUGGUACAGUAUUUGUUGUCGAUACGCGGGAGCCCUCACUACUCUCUGGCUCUGACUUUGCGAAAUAGAGAUGGUGCUGUGGUUGCUACGGGAAACGGCUCGGCUGGGGAACUCAAAGUGAGGAAUCCCAACCUUUGGUGGCCCUAUCUGAUGAAUGAGCAGCCUGGGUACCUUUAUUACUUAGAGGUCACGCUGUCUGCCAUGAUGAAUGGAGAGGUCUCUGAAGACAAGUACAUCCAGCCUGUCGGUUUCCGUACGGUGGAGGUCACCCGCACCCAGUUCCUCAUCAACGGGAAGCCUUUCUACUUCCAUGGGGUCAACAAACACGAAGAUGCCGAUAUCCGUGGCAAAGGAUUGGACUGGUCCCUGAUUGUGAAGGACUUCAACCUUUUGCGUUGGCUCGGUGCCAAUUCUUUUCGCACAAGCCACUACCCCUACGCCGAGGAGAUAAUGGAACUCUGUGAUGCCUAUGGCAUCGUAGUGAUUGACGAGUGUCCCGGAGUGGGCAUGAAAGACAGUGCCAACUUUGGAAACAAAUCUCUCCAGCAUCACCUCAUCGUGAUGGAGGAGCUUAUCCGCCGGGACAAAAACCGCCCCUCGGUCGUCAUGUGGUCGGUGGCCAACGAACCAGCCUCAGAGCUGGCCCCAGCAGCGUACUACUUUAAGACAGUCAUUGCUCACACCAAAGCUAUGGACCCCACCCGGCCUGUGACAUACGUCUCAAACGCUAAUUACGCUCGCGAUCAAGGGGCACCUUACGUGGACGUUAUCUGUGUGAACAACUACUUCUCCUGGUACCACGAUCCUGGGCACCUGGAAGUCAUUCAGCUACAGCUCAAUUCAGAGUUUGAGAACUGGUACAAAACUCACCAGAAACCCAUCAUCCAGAGUGAAUACGGAGCCGACGCUGUCGCUGGCAUCCAUAGCGACCCUCCCCUUAUGUUCACAGAAGAGUAUCAAGCAGCUGUACUAAAACAAUAUCACACCAUCUUUGAUCAAAAGAGGAAGGAAUACGUCAUUGGAGAGCUCAUCUGGAAUUUUGCUGAUUUUAUGACUGAACAAGCAACAUUCCGUGUCAUGGGGAACAAGAAAGGGAUUUUUACCCGUCAACGGCAACCCAAAUCUGCUGCCUUUCUUCUUAAGGAAAGAUACUGGAAGGUUGCAAAUGAAUCCGGAUUUCUAACGUCCAAGCACAAUGUCUCUUUUCCUCAAUCUCAGACCUUCAAGUGUACUUGACUUUUGGACAGGGCUGCAGAUUCGUCUUUGUUCUGGAAUAACUUGUCAUAGAAAAUUGAACAGAAGACAAGGUAUACAGAACAUCUGUUUAAAGCUGGAAGAGGGAGACAACCAAGCCUGCUAGAGUCAAAAAGGAGCUAAAUACCUGGAAUCCCAUUCCACUUUUAAAUCACAGGAAUGCCAAAAAAUAUAGAUGAAUUACUCUUUGCCUUCAGCUUAAGAAAAAAAUACUCAUGUAUUUUUUGUCUACAUAUCAAAAUUGCCAAGAACUGUUAUAGAAAGCCAAGUCAGCCUUGUGAAAUGACCUUCCACUCGAUCCAUGAUUGUUUCAUUUUCUCACCUAUAAAUUUUAUUUAGGUUAAAAAGCUCUUCUCCGAUCAGCUUCUGAAGGAAACAAAAGCAAGUUUGCAAGGGGAAAACUUUACAUAGGGCUAAAUGCAGCUUGGAUCAAAGCUGGAAGCUUGGGGAGGUCCCAUGACGUCAUGGAACCCGGCCAACUUAUGCCUGCACAUAUAUACUUUGUUUAUACUCUGGUUUUCUCCCCAGUUGGGGACAUAAAGCAGCUUACAUUGUU